Messenger RNA from Anopheles aquasalis, 966 nucleotides. RefSeq lists its product as uncharacterized. The record is from RefSeq and is a predicted model, not a curated record. Lineage: Eukaryota; Metazoa; Arthropoda; Insecta; Diptera; Culicidae.
AUGCAUCAGCUUGUACUUGUUGUGGCACUGCUGGCGGUUCAGCUCCCACGAGAUUCGAGUGCCGUACGCACCUGCACCGAACAGAGCAGGAAGAUUGUGCAUCGGUUCUAUCUGUUACGCCACUGUCAAAGAUCCGAACGGAACGUGAUUGGGCUGGCAAAUGUAAAAACUGUACGCAAUUGUGCUGAUCUUGCCCGCAGUAAGCAAGCAAUGGCGUUCAAUUAUGCACCGGCGGGACGCAACGGUGUCAAUCGUUACGAAUUGACCCAAAACCAGAGCAGACCAGCCACGUGGAUUCCACCGAAGGCUGCUUCAGGCGGCAGCAGCACUACCAGAGCCCCGUUUGAUGAUUUCUACAACUGCCAGGUGUUGGACUGUCCGGAACAUCGUAACCUAUCGUCGAUCGUGAACGAUACACGGUUCGAUUACUACUCCAUGUUUGCCAAGAUACUUCCUCCAGCAGCAGCAACUUGCAUUCCAUCGAUCGGAAUGUUUCUGUUCGAAGAAACGAAGCACAACUACUCACGGGCUUACAACUCGUGUGUGGCACAACAUGGUGGCAGCUUAGCGCACGUUGCCAGCGAUAGAAGAACCUUCGAAAUUGCUCGUGUUCUCGGUAACCUACCGAAAGGCAAUGAUAACUCUUCGCUCAAUGAGUCACUGUUUUACGUUGGAUUGAACGAAUCCAUCCGCGAUCGGUUCUUCACUUCCGCUGGGGAACGUUUAGAUUGCUUCACGUUUCGUGCCUGGGCUCCAGGACAUCCAGCAAACCGAUCUGCCCCUGGCUGCGUUGCACUAACGGAGGAAGGCUCCUGGAAGGUGUUCAACUGUAACCGCAACCUACCGUACGUUUGUGAACUGCACACUUCCGGUCCGGCCUUGCACGAACCGAAACUCCGACGUCGGUGUUCCAUCAAGCGACCAAACAAUCGAGACGCUCCACCCAAACGUGUUCCCAUUGAAUAA